UCGUCUUUCCCGCGGCGCAACAACAGAGAACCAUUUUCCUAAGCGAGCGAGCACUUUUUCUUCCCGCUAGCUUCAUUCCAUUCCCAAACCCUAGAGCUAGCCGCAUCAUGGUUAUGUUUCUAAGCCCUAAAUCUUUUCUUCUCCAAAUUUCCUUAAGGAGGAAUCGAUUGAAACGAUCGAGCGCUUUUUUCCGGUCAGCUUCACUUCAUUCCCGUACUAGAAAAGCAUCUUCCUCUUUCUCGGGUGCUCACCCUUCCAAAAUGCGACGGCGAGAAAACAAGAAGUUCCUUCCCGAAGAAGUCAUAUGGGAAAUCCUUCUUCGCUUGACCGUCAAAUCUCUCCUGCGUUUCAGGACACCUGCUGAUGUCGAGAUUAUGGGUUCUUGCCGAGGUUUUCUGUUACUAGUUGUUGAUUAACAACGAAAACGUUUUCUGUGGAAUCCUUCCAGUGGUGUCUUGAAUCGGGGCAUAUUUAUAUAUAUGUAUGGCUUUGCUUAUGAUGAGUCCACUGAUGACUACAUUCUUGUUCUUGUAUCACACUUCCUCGCUCUCUUCUCUCUCAAAACCAAAUCGUGGGAAAUACUUACUGAGGAAUGCCAAUAUAUCUAUCAAUGGGAUAUGCCGAUCGGUGGCUCAAUCUUACACGGUGCCAUUCAUUGGUUUGCUAGGUAUGUACGACAACCGCCACCUGAGUGCUUUAAAUUAUUGCUUUUGACAUAGCAGCGAAGAAUUUGCUGGAGAUACCUGUUCCUGAUGAUUAUGAAGAUGGUUCAGGUUUCUUGGGAGUUGUUGGAGGACGCCUAACACUAACUGAGAACAGUGAUGUAAUUAAGAUGUGGGUGAUGAAAGAAUAUGGAGUGAAGUCAUCAUGGACUCAUUUUUUCACCGUAUCUACUAAUCCGUGCCAUGUCGAUUUCUUUUCACCAUUUUGCUUCACCGAAGACAAUCAACUUAUUGUAAGAAAUAUUACUAUAGGAUCACUAAAAUUGAGUGCCAAAGAAGAACUCCAAGUAGUAGAUCAUCUGAAUUUUUUUCCUAGGCCGAUGUCGUUUGCGUGUGCAAGUGUAUACACUGAAAUUCUGCUUUCCGUGCCGUCAGUGUAGUGUUGUCAUUAGGAGGAGGCCCAAGAGUGAUGGUGAUCAAUUAGAAGAAUCAGGUGCUUAAUCGUAACCCUGUGCUUUUUACCUCAUACUUUCUCCAUUAAAAAAUAUAAAAUAUUUUUAAUUAAAUUUUACUCCUAAUAAAGUAAUUACUUACUUUCAAAUUAAUCUUAUCUUUUUA
This is a messenger RNA of Prosopis cineraria, 1280 nucleotides long. RefSeq lists its product as uncharacterized. Lineage: Eukaryota; Viridiplantae; Streptophyta; Magnoliopsida; Fabales; Fabaceae. The transcript is spliced from 2 exons. Bases 108 to 416 code for a protein of 102 amino acids. The record is from RefSeq and is a predicted model, not a curated record.